CACGAAGGCGCGCUAUAAAAGGAAGUCUUCCCUGGGAAGACCAAGGCUCAUUUGUCACUCACCGUUGACGUGCGCGGAUCAAAUUUAAAAUGGCGGGCGAUUUGAAUACUCGAAAGAUUACAAUUUUAUUAGAGGAAAGUUUAAUCGAGGAGCUAACCGGUUGGCUUACCGUGAACAACGGAGAGAUCGUUCGAGUAGAGAGACCCCGAAAAAAAAAAUCAACGCCCGGUUCCGAAGACAAGGAAAAUACAUCGGCAACAUGUGUCGAGCUGCAGCGCGACCUCAUUAGUGAUGAGAACGAGACCGGUGAAACCAAAAAUUCAAAUCACAUUGAAGGAGUUCACGCAUAUGUCGCGCGUGACAUGUGCAUGUACUGUCGUUCUUCCCCAUGUGUUUUACUGAGCGAGACCCUGCCUGCACGGUUGAGAGUGUUUGGCCAGCCCAGAAUGAACAACCACACGAAGCGGAAGGGCGACUAUAGAUGUUUCUAUACAAUUCUCAACCGCCGCGGUUUAUGGCUCGAUCCUAUUUACAUAGCCAGGAAGGAAGCAUUGGGAUGUUACGUGGGAGAUGUUCGAGAGGUUAUGCCAGUCUGUGUUGUGGAAGAUGUUCGAAAACGGUGGCCAAAUCCUGAUGGAGUGCCCUACUGUGGUCACCGUCGUUCAUAAAACCUGCAUUACAGUACUUCCACUUCCCUCCAAAAUAGUAUACAUUUAUUUAUAUAAUGACAAAGUAUAAGGUACAAUAAAAGUUACAUUGUUUCACACAAUUCUAGACUCCACUAUGCAAUAUCUUGAGGGACUGAUCAGCAUUUUCCAUGUUCUUCUUCCACUGCUUGUACCUUACGCUCUUAUCCUACUCGGAGAAAAAAAAAGGAAUUGGGUUGCACUUUAUUUCCUCUCCAUACAGAUUAUGGACAGUUGCUAUUUACAAUAAUUUUCACUGAGUCGUGAAGAUUUCAGAGCAUAUGAAUCCAAAAUGAUGUCAUCAUUCAAGAGAAGUGAAUGAACAUCAUCAACUGAAAAAAGGAAUCAUUUCAACAGAAAAUGGAAAA
Messenger RNA from Stylophora pistillata, 1054 nucleotides. RefSeq lists its product as uncharacterized. Lineage: Eukaryota; Metazoa; Cnidaria; Anthozoa; Scleractinia; Pocilloporidae. The record is from RefSeq and is a predicted model, not a curated record.